This is a messenger RNA of Callithrix jacchus (white-tufted-ear marmoset), 6727 nucleotides long. The record is from RefSeq and is a predicted model, not a curated record. Lineage: Eukaryota; Metazoa; Chordata; Mammalia; Primates; Cebidae.
UGAGGGCGGGGCGUGGAUGCAGGAAGGGCAUGCAGAGCGGUCAUGUCUUCUCCCCAGCAGACACCCUCCUGGCACCUGGAUGUGCCCAUCAAGAGUGUUUAUAACUCUGCCUCCAGCCCCUUUCUCCCCCCUCUCCAGAGCUGUGACUGCAGUGGGAGGAAAGCUCCUUCCUGCAGUCACCCGGUGACCUGCCGCCAUGACAGCUGUCUAGGUGCCCAACCCUAAGUCACCUCUUCAGUGUAAACUCAGGCCUCAGGCACAGUCAGAAGGGGCUAUUUAUGGAUCACAAAAGACACUUCUCUUACUCAGGAAAUUCCAAGGGCUUUAGAAGCUCAGCGCCAGGAAAACCGAAUCUAUUUUCUUAUUAUACCAUAAUGUAUUUUUUUAAGUAAAAGUUAGCUUUCCUUUUCCUCCCUCCCUUCCUCUCUCUCAUCCCUUUCCCCUCCUCCGCCCUCCCUCAAAGCUUCCAUGCUGCUAGCUAGCAUCCACACAUAUUUAGAUUCCUGUGGGCUCCAAGCAGCGCCAAUGGGGCCCUGGUGCCUGAGCCAUGGAAGAAUUGGGAUUCCCUCAGUGCCUUUUAGAUCAAUGGCUUCUUUCACCCUUGGGUGUCCCCUUACAACCCUGGAUACUCUUUUUUUGAAGAUUUAAUAAGAAGGAGUCACACAGAAAGAGGGAGAGAAGGGAGAGCACACACUCCUCUAAAUGUGGUGGUCUAGGAGUCCAAGUUCAUGGAUGCUUCUUUUCAGAUCCCCACUCUGGAAAACAUGCCAGGUGCUGUCCACAAAGACUUUGCCUGAUGCCUCUUCCUGAGGGACCUAGGAAGGAAAUGCUUUGAGAGAACAACGUUUUUCUAGAAGGUUGUUGUUUAUAGGGUCUUAUUCCAGAUCCAUUCUUAAGAAACAUUCAUGGGAGCCUGAGGGGGUCACCCCAGGCUCAAGAGUGUGGACCUGGGCUCCACAGCAUGCAGCACUGAGGUUCCUGCUCCACGUGGGCACUCACUCUUCCCCACCUUCAGCUGCAGCUACGUUAUGACUGUUAUUACAGCUCCCAUGUCCCACAGGAUUUUGUAAAAUGGGGAAAUCCCUCUCUUUCUCUUCCUUUAAGCCGUCAUUCAUCACUUGCUGACCAGGGCCAUUUGACUUCCAUCUGCGGCUGCACACAUGGUCUCAUCCCAUCCUAUGAGGCAGGUCUUGGACAGAUCACUACUUACAGUGGAAUGUGUCAGAAUACCCGGGAGUGAAGACUGUGCGUUUCCCAGACGGCCAGAUUUGGAAACCAGACAUUCUGCUCUAUAACAGUGCUGACGAGCGCUUUGACGCCACAUUCCACACCAACGUCUUGGUGAAUUCUUCUGGGCACUGCCAGUACCUGCCUCCAGGCAUAUUCAAGAGUUCCUGCUACAUCGAUGUACGCUGGUUUCCCUUUGAUGUGCAGCAUUGCAAGCUGAAGUUUGGAUCCUGGUCUUACGGAGGGUGGUCCUUGGAUCUGCAGAUGCAGGAGGCAGAUAUCAGCGGCUAUAUCCCCAAUGGGGAAUGGGACCUCGUGGGAAUCCCGGGCAAGAGGAGUGAAAAGUUCUAUGAGUGCUGCAAAGAGCCCUACCCCGACGUCACCUUCACGGUGACCAUGCGCCGCAGGACCCUCUACUACGGCCUCAAUCUGCUCAUCCCCUGCGUGCUCAUCUCCGCCCUCGCCCUGCUGGUGUUUCUGCUUCCUGCAGAUUCUGGGGAGAAGAUUUCCCUGGGGAUAACAGUCUUGCUCUCUCUUACUGUCUUCAUGCUGCUCGUGGCUGAGAUCAUGCCCGCAACAUCCGAUUCCGUGCCAUUGAUAGCCCAGUACUUCGCCAGCACCAUGAUCAUUGUGGGGCUCUCGGUGGUGGUGACGGUGAUCGUGCUGCAGUACCACCACCACGACCCCGAUGGCGGCAAGAUGCCCAAGUGGACCAGAGUCGUCCUACUGAACUGGUGCGCGUGGUUCCUGCGCAUGAAGAGGCCCGGGGAGGACAAGGUGCGCCCAGCCUGCCAGCACACGCGGCGCCGCUGCAGCCUGGCCAGCGUGGAGAUGAGCGCGGUGGCGCCGCCGCCCGCCAGCAACGGGAACCUGCUGUACAUCGGCUUCCGCGGCCUGGACGGCGUGCACUGUGCCCCAACCCCCGACUCCGGGGUGGUGUGCGGCCGCAUGACCUGUUCCCCCACGCACGACGAGCACCUCCUGCACGGCGGGCAGCCCCCCGAGGGGGACCCGGACCUGGCCAAGAUCCUGGAGGAGGUCCGCUACAUCGCCAACCGCUUCCGCUGCCAGGACGAGAGCGAGGCGGUGUGCAGCGAGUGGAAGUUCGCGGCCUGCGUGGUGGACCGCCUGUGCCUCAUGGCCUUCUCGGUCUUCACCAUCAUCUGCACCAUCGGCAUCCUGAUGUCCGCUCCCAACUUCGUGGAGGCCGUGUCCAAAGACUUCGCGUAGCCGCGCCUGGUUCUGUACAUGUGGGAAACGCACAGAUGGGCAAGGCCUUUGGCUUGGGGAGAUUUGGGGGUGCUAAUCCAGGACAGCAUUAAACGUGACAACUCCGAUGUUCCCGUAGGGCUGUCGGUCGUGUUGCUUGUGGUUUCCUCGUUACUGUAGGUGAUAGGGUCUCAGCACUCUGCUCAGUACUCUCAGAUGGGCUGACCGAUGCCCUUGGCCCGUCCGUGCUGUCGGUCAGCAGGGACUCUGAGAGGUCGUUUUGCCCAUGAGCCCGCUGCCUGGAAAGCCCUUCAGAGAGCUCCCAGUGGCUCCUCGCCGCCGCCGGGACAGUUGGUUCUGCAUGUCUGCAUGCCACUUGCCACGAAGGUCUACCUGAAAAGUCAACAUUUGCUUUUUGCCUGUGUACAAACCUAGAUUGAAGCUAAAAUAAACCACACUCACCAAAUCCAUUCCAAUAAUUGACUGGUGGAAGGAAAACAAAAAACGGAAACUGAAAACUAAAAACUAAAUCUGCUGGCUUUUCUGCAAUUCAACUUUUAUUUUUAUUUUUUCUAUCAAAGACUAUUGGUAGAGGGAAGCAGUUUUAUGUGGUUUCUGUGUUAGAGAGAGAGAGACUGUGGGUCUUGCUAAGGAUGUUUUUACCAGCCUCCCUGGCUUCUGCAAACCGACCUUGUCAAGGAAAUCAAAGGGACACGGGUUUCCGUUUAUUCUGAACAAGGACCCGGCCCCACGGAGCAUCUCUGGUGGAUUUCAGAUAACUCCUAAGCACCACUGCUCUCAGACACUGAGGUGUUGAGCAAAUCUGUCCUAUUCUGCAGAACCCACAGGACACAUAGAGUUCUACUAGAAAUAACAGCCCAAAAGAAUAGCUGAAGCUAAGUGAAGCCGUUUAUGUGGGCUGAAGGAAAAAAAUAAAUGUGUUAGCUGAUUCACAUGCACUGGAGUGGAUUAGUCUUAGAAACGUGCACAUCCAUACAAAUGCACAUCAUCAAAUGAACAUACCGCAUAUUCCUAGGCCCUAUCUGUGUGUGUCAGGGCCAGGAAGUGGGGGCUGGGAACUCUUCUGGUCCCCACUAUAGCAGGUGCCAGGAGGGGGUGAUGUGGCCCAUCCCUUUUCUGGAUACCUGGCCAGUGGCAGGCAGGUAUCCAGGCCGCAGUGCUCUGGAUAGGGAGGAGCUGGCAGACCCUCAGUGACUGACAGGCCAGCAACUCUAGAUUCUGGCCUUUUGGAGUCUGCCUGCCCCGAGCCCGUCCAUGACAGGUGCAGCCCAGAAAGCUGGCUCAAGGUCCAUGGGUGGAUUCCCUGGAGAUGAGCAACUUGAAAACAAGAGAAACUUUAAUUUUGAAACCUAACUGCUGAUACAGCCCUUCCCUUAGAUUAUCCAGCUGACAGUAUCACUUUGCCUCUUCUCUGUCUUAUUUUUUAAAUGAGGUCAGAGGGUAAUUUGCCAAGAAAGACCUCUCCUGUUCCAUGGUAUCGUCCAACAGCUGCUCAGACCUCAAAAUUGUAGGAGGCUUCUGAGCCCCUCGAGAUUUUAAAUUUGCUUCUAACCCUUGAGAUGGGAACGUCAUGCGGGAAGAUUUUAUUUUCAGAGUUAAAUAAAUCGUAUGUGUUUUUCCAGCCAUCCAGCUCACUCAUUUCUGGGUAAUUCACAUGAAUUUAUUUGCACUAGAGGAAGGUGGAAGCUUGUGUGUGUUCAAGGUGUGUGUGUGUGUGUGUAAGUGCACAAGCACCUGUGUGUGACUUAAGGGAAGAGACCUCACUUACAAGAAAGUUGAUGAAUCAGGGCAUUCCAGCCCCAGGUGGUUUGGAGCAGGCUCUUCCAGCAGUCACUCCUUCCACAUGCUAUGGAUGAACCAUGCACAAGAUUUUUAUUUAUUGUUUUCUAUUACAAUGUCUUUAGAAACAAGUAGAAGUGUUUUGAUAUAUAAAGGGAAUGCUUUCUAGGAGAUAACCUAGAAAUGCUUCAUUUCUUAUCAUUAUCCCAGAAUUGAUCCCUCCCACAUUUUUGCUUAAAAAAGAAACCUUUUGGGGUUUGUACAGGAACACAUAAAAUGCAAACCAAAGUUGUGCAUAUUUUGACCCCUGAAAUAACUACUCUGUCAUUUAAUAAAGUAAUAAUAGGGAAUAGAUGUACACAUAGUUAGAAAAGUAUAAGCGGUUAAAAACAGCCUCCCAUACCGCCUCUUUUCUCUCUCAGAGAGGACCAUUAAUGAGCUUCUCGGGGCAUUUCUAGAAAAGAAGAAAAGAAGGUAAGAGGCCAAAGAGAGAGGGACGGGGGCAUGGAGAGAGACAUCCCUUCCCAGCACUGCACUCUGUGAAGUGCUCUGCACCUUGCAUUCUUCACGUGGUGUUUCGUCUUAGAGGCUGUCCCGUAAUAACAUAAAGAUCUACCUCAUCCCUCCUAAUAGCUGCUCAGCAUUCCACUGUCUCAGCGGACUGUCAUUUAUUUGAAUAGCCUUUUACUGGUGAACAUAUGGGUAUUUCCAGUUUUUAUUUUUAUACACAAAUCUAUAAUUGGCAUGCUUGUACAUACAUCUUGACAUACUUUUGUGACUAAAGCUUGGUGUAAAUUCCAACUUAGAAAUGGAAUUGCUGAGUGUUAAGGUUAUGUGUAUUUAAAAUUUUGAUAGAUAUUGGCAGGUUAUCUCCUAGAAACUGAUCAAUGGAUGUAACUCCGUCAAGAGUACAAAAAAAGGCCCAGUUCCUCAGCUUUCUAUAAUAGCCUGGGGUAUUUUCAACCUUGAUGUUUUCCCGAUACAACUGGUGAAACAUGAUAUUUAGGAAUAUUAUUCUGAUUUUGGAUUAUCAUGUGUAAAAAUGGAACAUUUUUCCAAUUUUUUGUAAUUUUAAUUUUUAUAAACAUAUCUUUUACCCAAUUCCUAAUCGCGUUAUUUGGCUUUUUCUUAAUUAAUUUGUUUGUGCACUUUGGGACAUUUUUGUCUUAUGUCCUUAAAAUAAUUUUGUCAUUUGUCUUUUGAUGUUAUUUAUUGAUUUCCUUAUUUAUUGGCAUAGAGAGAGUUUAAAUUUUUAUGUUGUCAAUUUAUCAGUAUUUUUCUUUGUCAGUGGUGGGAUUCGUUUCCAGUUUUUAAAAGCCUUCCUCGGGCCGGGCGCAGUGGCUCAAGCCUGUAAUCCCAGCACUUUGGGAGACCGAGGCGGGUGGAUCACGAGGUCAAGAGAUCGAGACCAUCCUGGUCAACAUGAUGAAACCCCGUCUCUACUAAAAAUACAAAAAUUAGCUGGACAUGGUGGCGCAUGCCUGUAAUCCCAGCUGCUCAGGAGGCUGAGGCAGGAGAAUUGCCUGAACCCAGGAGGCGGAGGUUGCGGUGAGCCGAGAUCAUGCCAUUGCACUCCAGCCUGGGUAACAAGAGCGAAACUCCAUCUCAAAAAAAAAAAAAAGCCUUCCUCAUCAUGAGAUUAUAAAUAAACUUGCUCAUAUUUCUUUCUGAAACUUUAUGGUUUCAUUUGCUUAUUUCACAUCUUCUGACUCCCUGGAAUUCAUUUGUUCCAGGAAACGAGGGAAAGAUCCAUACUUUUUCCUUCAUGUGGUGGCCAGUUAUAUCAAUUACUAUGUAAUAAUUAAUUUUGGAAAUACAGUCAUAGUGUUUUCCCUGCUUCUUCAAAAUGGAACCUUGUUUGUAAACUAGAGUUCUGUAAGUGUUUGGUUCUAUUUCUGUUCUGUUUAUUUAUCUCUGUAUGAAUGCCUUUAAUUUCUAAAGCUUUGCUCAUACCAAUAUCAAUACUUUCAACAGUCCCUUCAGCUCUGAAUCUCUCUCAUGUGAAUCUUUUUUAAAAAAAUUAGAGUCACAACGAAUUUACAGAUUGAGUCUUCCUAUUCAAAAGCAUGAAAUCUUGUGUUUAAGUCUAAUUUUAUUAACUUAUUGGUUUUAUGAUUUUCUUUGUUGAGAUCUUAUGAAUUUAUAGUUGCUUCUUUCCAGAUGGUUCAUCAUGUGGCUACCGUUUCCAACGGAAUGAUUUACUCCACUUUAUUUUCUAUUUUAUCCCAAUGUAUAAGAAAGUAGUUGGUUUUCAUGUAUAAAUGUUACAAUCGACCACAAGUUGUGAUUCCUACUCAUUUCUGAGAUUUCCUUUUGACUUCUCUUUUCCAGUGUUUCUUUCUUGAAUCUGGUUCCUUUGAGGUCGGUGUUGAGUAACAGUUACUUCUCUUGUUCUUGACAACAGUGGGAUGUUUUAAUGUCUCAGUGUUUAACUUGUAUGAAGACAUGUAUUUUCUUUGCCAUAAUAAAAAAGUACCUGUGUGUUCUCAAA